This is a messenger RNA of Arachis ipaensis, 967 nucleotides long. RefSeq names its product blue copper protein 1a-like. NCBI's taxonomy places the organism in Eukaryota, Viridiplantae, Streptophyta, Magnoliopsida, Fabales, Fabaceae. Gene Ontology annotation, molecular function: electron transfer activity. Gene Ontology annotation, cellular component: plasma membrane. The record is from RefSeq and is a predicted model, not a curated record.
AAUUUGCACAUUCUUAUUUUCUAGCGCCUGCAACUUUUCACAUCUUGAUUAAAUAUAAAAUUGUUUCCCAUCGUCUAAACCAAUGUUCCACACUUACUUGCUUUCACCCUCCCUCAGUUGCGGAAGAAGCCGCCCUAUGCCGGUACCUCCACUUUCUUAUAUUAUUUUCUAAUUUUCAUCAAAUGUCGCCUUCAUCAACAUUCUAAUAUCACCAUGACACCAUACCACAUACUAUAUAUAUUGAUCAGCCAGAAAAUGCAAACUCGUAGCUAGCUAGCUAUAUAUCAUUCUGAACACUAAUUAUUAUAGUUAAAAGAAACAUUGUUUGAGAAUUUUCAGUACGUAUUAUUAUUAGCUUCUUUUUUCAUCUAGCUUAAUUAAUUAAGAUUAAAUGGCGUCAUCAUCAGCUCGCUUAGCCUUGAUUGCUGUUUCCAUGGUUUUGCUUUGGUCGGUCUGUAUAGCAACUGAUUACGUCGUGGGUGAUGACAAGGGCUGGUCUCCUUAUUUCAAUUACACACAGUGGGCACAUGAUAAAGAUUUCCACGUCGGUGACCGCCUCGUGUUCAAAUACGACAAGCAGAAGCACAAUGUGUUCAAAGUGAAUGGUACACUCUUUAACUCAUGCACCGCCCCAAACGACACAGAGCCAUUUUCCUCAGGUCAUGAUUUCAUUUCACUGGAAACCGAAGGAAGGAAGUGGUACAUCUGUGGAAAGAGCGACCACUGUGUUAACCGUCAGAUGAAGCUACUCAUCUAUGUCGGAUCUGCUGCUCCUGCACCUGCUCCUACUUCUGGUGCUCCUCAUUCUUUGCCGUCGUCGUCGUCGUUCUACAUUGCUGCAACUCUUGCCAUUGCUGCCAUUUUAUUCUUCUGAGAUUAGUUUGAGGUUCUUCGUCUUCGUUGCUUGUUAUGGAAAGUAACGGUUUCAGAUGUAUGUGCUUCUAGCUUUAAUGUCACUGCUUUUUAU